GUUGCUAGGCCCCAGUACUGCCCCACCUCUGCCGCUGAUUUUAGUUCUGGGACCCGGUGUCCGUUCUGCCGCUGCAGCCACACACCUGCCAGUGCCAUCGGAAAGACGUGGCAAGGAUAAACUAACUGACACUUCAGCCUCAUUCGGCUGGGGCUCGUAGCUUGAGCGAUUGGGAGGGCAACGGCACUGGAAGUGUUUGUAAAGUCAGCUCGCGUUAUAUGUCGUAACGCUGCCACCAGGCAACAGUCGGCAGAUGAAGUUAGCAAGCUAGCUAACGUGAAGUGUUGCUAGUGAUGGCUCUGCGUUUGACAACAUUCUGUUGGCCGUUACGUUGUAGUUAGUCGGUUAGCUCAGCGUGUGUGAAUUUACAAUCACUUCUCUCACGUUAAUGCAGUGACAGUAAUGCCAGUUAUCCCGCUAACCCGCUUAUACACGGUUACGUCUCAGCUGUUAAAACAACCCAGUCCAGUUGGCUAACGUGAACUUUACAUUAGCAUUUAGCUAACGGUACCGUUACACUACCCCUCUGUUGUUGUUGUUUUGUUGUUGGGUUGUUGUUUUUUUUGCAAAGUUGCCGUUAUGCUCAUUGAGUUGUGAAGCAGAGAUACCCUAAGUUGAGUCAUAUUUAAGUGUGCUAACUAUACCUUAUAACAGACAGCUAACAAUUAACUCGGGUUAAUAGAUCUUUAACGUAAGUCCAGAUAGCAUCUACAAGAUAGUGCGCUAUUGAACCUCAGAAUAUUGGCUAAAGAUAUAAAACUACUUGCUGUGCUGAUCACACAUAGCAUUAUUUUGCCCAGUCAGUCAUUUCCCAGUCAGAAAUCUCUACGUGGAGAGGUGUUAGAUAAUAAUUGUAGCUCGGAUAAAAGUAUCACAAAGCUCAUAGUUGACUCACAAGUUAGCAUGGCUCCUAAAAAGAGACCAAUGCCCUUAAAUAUUGCACCUUCUGGCGAUGGGUUAUCCACCUCCACCAACUCUGAUGUUGCAUCUGAGGCUAAUUUAGAGGCACUUAAGAGAAUAUUGGAGGAGUUGGACCUGGAUGAACAACAGAAGAAGAGGUUAGAAGCUUUCCUGACCCAGAAGGCCAAAGUGGGGGAGAUGAGAGAUGAUGACUUUCAGCGCAUCUGUGAGCUGGGUGCAGGCAAUGGAGGAGUUGUCAAUAAGGAAUGCCACAAACCUUCAGGAAUUAUCAUGGCCAGAAAGCUUAUUCAUCUUGAAAUUAAACCUGCUAUCAGAAACCAGAUAAUCCGGGAGCUUCAGGUGCUGCAUGAGUGUAACUCUCCCUACAUUGUGGGCUUCUAUGGAGCAUUUUACAGCGACGGAGAGAUUAGCAUCUGUAUGGAAAACAUGGAUGGUGGAUCUUUGGAUCAGGUUUUAAAAGAAGCCAAGAGGAUCCCAGAAGACAUCCUGGGCAAAGUCAGCAUUGCUGUUUUGAGAGGCCUUGCCUAUCUAAGAGAAAAGCACCAAAUCAUGCAUAGAGAUGUGAAGCCUUCGAACAUACUGGUGAACUCACGUGGGGAGAUCAAGUUGUGUGACUUCGGUGUGAGCGGGCAGCUCAUAGACUCUAUGGCCAAUUCCUUUGUUGGUACAAGGUCCUACAUGUCACCUGAGAGACUGCAGGGGACCCACUAUUCUGUGCAGUCAGAUGUGUGGAGUAUGGGCUUGUCCCUGGUAGAGCUGUCAAUCGGACGCUUCCCCAUCCCUCCCCCAGACGCCAAAGAACUGGAGGCCAUAUUUGGACGUCCCAUCUUGGAUGGUAGUGAGAGAGAGACACACAGCACUUCACCCAGACCCAGACCAACAGGUAGACCUGUUAGCGGUCAUGGACCCGCAAUGGCCAUCUUUGAACUACUUGACUACAUAGUAAACGAGCCCCCUCCCAAACUACCACAUGGCAUCUUCACCUCUGAUUUUCAGGACUUUGUAACAAAAUGUCUCAUCAAAAAUCCAGCAGACAGAGCUGACUUGAAAAUGUUGAUGAGCCAUACGUAUAUCAAACGGUCGGAGGUGGAAGAGGUGGACUUCGCCGGCUGGCUUUGUAAAACCAUGGGGCUGAACCAACCUAGAACUCCCACACGUGCUGCAGACUGAACACCCGCUCUGUACUUACUUAGACACCACACACACACACACACACACACACACACACACACACACACACACACACACACACCAGUAUGUACAUGUAAAAACAUGGAGAAGCUGCUGCCUAAACAUACACACCUUGUUUGCCACAUCCACCCUCAGGUGAACCUCUAAAGUCUCCAUCUAACAAAGGAACUCUAUUGACAUGUAAAACAGAUGAUCACAUGCUAGGAAAUAUGCUCUUUCUUCAGUUUCCACCUUUUGUCUGAAGUCAGUACACAGGGUUUCUGUUACCUAGACAUUUUACCUCUUAAAUCAAUUACAACACAAUUUCUGAAUGUUUGUUGGAAACAUGGAGAACUUUGUUCAUCUCCUAAUUUGUGUUAAGGCACACUAUGCAGUUUUAGGGAAGACACUUUAAUUACAGAAAGACAAAACAAACUAAUAAACAAACUCUUCAUUUGCAUAACUGAAUAAUCUUGAUAACAAACUGACCUUAAAGGACAACAUAAUUUCACACUGUUUUACUACUUGUUUAUUUUUGGCGGACCCUGCCAUCUUUCUAGCUUCAGUGUUCUGGGACCUUACUUUCCUCUGAGAACAGCUUGUUUAUUCAGUUGUGGAAAAAAAUGAAUAUUUCUGAGUUUGAUUUAUUACCUGAGUAAUAUUGUAAAUAUUAACACUCUGAGUUUGAAUUUCUUCUCCAAAACUCCAUAGUGCCCCUUUGAGUUCAAUUCAAGAUAACUGGUAAAUUGGGAUUAUUAUUAUUAUAAAUGCGUAUUUUAAAAGCCAUUAGGCUUUUGUUCAGCUUGACCUACCAUCCUGCUGUCAUACAGACUACACAUUACUGUAUUGAGCAUGGAGAGAAAUCCCUUAAACAGAAAAUGAGAAUAUACAAUAGCUGUGGAAUUUGAUUACACGUCUUUUGAUUCUGCCUUUCAGUUUUCUUGUUGGAAUUUCUCAGAGGUGUUCUGAGGCUUACAGCACGAGUGUCAAUCGCAGUUAUUACAAUCACGGUUAAGCAACUGUACAGGCAGAUACAGGCAUAAUUUCUUUUUUAUAUGUGUUAUGCAAGCACAUUGAGAAUUGUUAGAAUAAGUUUAUUUUAGUAAACCGGUUGUGUUAUGUCCGUCUGUUAGCAAGAGAUGAUUGAGUUGAGGAAAGUUGUUGUUUCGGGAGGGGAUGCAUUUUGUUGACUGAUUUCUACAAAUUUUGAGAUGUCUUGAGGUGAAGCACAAUGUUUCAAACAUUUAAGCAUGACCCUCAUGUCAAAGCCAAAAAAUAAUAAAAAAGUUGCAACCUUAAA
Messenger RNA from Acanthopagrus latus (yellowfin seabream), 3391 nucleotides. It is a transcript of the gene map2k2b, whose product is annotated as mitogen-activated protein kinase kinase 2b. Gene Ontology annotation, molecular function: ATP binding; protein kinase activity. The transcript has 11 exons. Lineage: Eukaryota; Metazoa; Chordata; Actinopteri; Spariformes; Sparidae. The record is from RefSeq and is a predicted model, not a curated record. Gene Ontology annotation, biological process: protein phosphorylation. Bases 904 to 2091 code for a protein of 395 amino acids.